Rotaria sp. Silwood2 is the source of this 1338-nucleotide messenger RNA. NCBI's taxonomy places the organism in Eukaryota, Metazoa, Rotifera, Eurotatoria, Philodinida, Philodinidae. The record is from the annotation of a GenBank genome assembly.
AUGAUAUUUUCAUUUUUCUAUUUUCUAUUUCUUUUUUUUGUUCACAUUCAACAAAAUAAUUCAUUAAAUGAUGUAUCAUCUGAUGAAUAUCUUGGUAGUACUGGAAAACAUUUAUUCUAUUUUGUUCAUGUUACUGACAUACAUAUUACUCAUUUCGGUCAUACUAAUCGAACCGAACAAUUUGAACAAUUUUGUAAUCAAAUUAUCAAAUCAUUGAUAAAACCACAAGUCACUGUUAUCUCAGGUGAUUUAGCACAUAAUCGUGAUCCAGGAUUUGCAUCUGAUCAGUAUGAACAAGAAUGGAUUAUAUAUAAAGAUAUUUUAAAUCGAACUAAUGUAACACAAUAUACAGCAUGGCUUGAUAUGAGAGGAAAUCAUGAUGCUUUUAUGGACCCAGAUCCACAAUCAAACAAAAGUUUUUAUCGUAUUUAUUCUCAUCAAGGAGUUUCACAUAAAGGUUCAUAUCAAUAUACAUUAACAACAAAUGAUAAUGAUACUUAUUCAUUUGUUGGUAUUGAUAUGUGUCCAAGACCAGGUGCUGGUCGUCCAUUUAAUUUUCUUGGUCAUAUAUCGAAAGAAGAAAUGACAAAUAUAAAAAAUUUAUCUGAACAAACUCAAAAUUCUAAUACAACAAUAUUUUUUGGUCAUUAUCCGUUAUCAUUUACUUAUUCAAAAGGACUUGAAAAAUUAAUGCGUCAUGGAAUUGUUUAUUUAAAUGGUCAUCUUCAUUCCGGUAUUAAACAUUUAUAUGCUCGGCAUUCUGAUGGAUUACUUGAACUUGAAUUAGGAGAUUGGAAAGAUAAUCGAAGAUUUCGUAUUGUAACAAUUGAUUCGGGUAUAUUAUCAUUUGAAGACGUUCGUUUUGAUCAACCAAUUUAUACUGUUAUAUCAAACCCAAAAGCAGCUAAAUUUAAAACACCUAGAGAACCACUUUAUCGUCUAAGUCAAAGUACACAUAUUCGAAUUGUUAUUUUUUCUAAAUGGUCAAUUGUUGAUGUAAGUGUUUCAAUUGAUUCAAAAUUUAUGGGUACUGCAUUACAAUCAAUUGAUAAUAAUAAUUUAUAUGUAUUACCAUGGAAUGCAAGUUUUUAUAAUGAUGGUCAUCUUCAUACACUAUCAAUUGAAGUAAAGGAUAAUCAAAAUAAUAAAAUGACAACUGAAAACGAGUUUUCUCUUACAACCACGACAAUAACAGCAUUCACUCGAUCAAAAUUUAUUCUAUUUAUUCAUUGGCCAACUUUUGGUAUUGUUUCUAUAAUUAUGUGUUUAUGUGUAUAUAUUAUUGUCUUAACAUUUUUUCGAUAUCGAGCAAAACGAAUGACACGUAAGUGGGAAUAA